This is a messenger RNA of Rotaria sp. Silwood2, 1983 nucleotides long. Lineage: Eukaryota; Metazoa; Rotifera; Eurotatoria; Philodinida; Philodinidae. The record is from the annotation of a GenBank genome assembly.
AUGAAGAAAGUAACGAUUGCCUGGUUUCUAGAUUAUAACAGUGAUAAAAGUCAAUUUCAAGAUAUAAAUGAUAGCGAUUCUGCAAAUAUUAGAUUCUUUCACACUACUGAUCGAUAUAUUAAUUAUAUUACUCAAGAUGAAAAUCAUGAUGAAACUUUUAUACUUGUUAUUUGUGAAUAUUCAGAGUCAAAAGCUCUGGUGAAAGGUCUUCAUGACUUGGAUCAUGUAAUUAGUAUUUACCUAGGCUGGACUCCACAAGAAGAAGAAGAAGAAGAGAAUAAAAAAGACAAAUGGAUGGAGGAAUGUGUGAAAAUUAGAGCCAUUUGUCAUACUGUCGAAGAAUUAUUUAAUAAAAUUGGAGAAGAAUUAAAUGGACGGAAACGAAGACUAUUUGAUUCUCUAUCAAUUAAUAUUUACAACAGUCAUGACACUGAUGCAACAAAAAUUCUUACAAUCUUCAAUCGUACAGAACAAUCGUCUACAUCUGAUCUUCGAACUGAAAAUGGUAACUUUCUAUGGUUUCAAUUAUAUAUUGCAAUUUUACUACGAAUGAACUAUCAUCGAGAACAAGCGAAAGCAAAUUUAAUUCAAUAUUGUAAACGUCUUUAUAAAGAUGAUAAAAAUGAACUACGUAAAUUAGAAGACUUUGAAAAGACAUAUUCUCCAGACGAUGCUAUUAAAUGGUAUACAAAAGAAACACCCAUCUAUCAUCUAUUGAAUAAAGCAUUACGUCUGAAAAACGUCGACUUAAUAACGGCAUUUAGUUGGUUUAUAGCAGAUAUUUAUAAACAAUUACUAAAAGAAAAUAUUUCUCAAAGUACUUCUACUACUGCUGAUGAACAACUUAAAUUUUAUCGUGGACAAAAAAUUAGUAAAAAAGAAUUUGAACGUUUACAAAAUUCAACAAAUGAAUUCUUGUCAACUAAUUCAUUUCUAUCAACUAGUGUAGAUCGAAAAGUUGCACUUGGAUUUGCAGGUAUAAGUAGUGAUGAUCUUAUAGCAACACUGUUCGAAGUUACUGUGGAUAAAAAUGCUAAAAAUCUGAAACCAUACGCUGAUAUUAGUAAAUUCAGUGUUUUUAAAGAUGAAAAUGAAACAUUAUUUAUGUUAGGUAGUGUCUUUCGAAUUAUUAAAGUGGAGUUUAAUGUAACAGAAAAAAUUUGGAUAAUAUCAUUAAAUACUUGUACUGAAAAUGAUCAAGAUUAUAGACAAUUAUAUGAACACGAAGAAAAAGAAAUUGUUGGUGAAAAUCCAUCUGAUUAUAAUCUUGCCGAAUUAUUUUAUCGUCUUGGUGAUUAUGAUCGAAGUGAAAGAUAUUUUAAAUUACAUUUGAAAUAUCGUCGUAGACCAGAGGAUAUUGUAUUAUGUCAUGCUGGUUUAAGUAAAGUUUUCAAUCGAAAAAAGAAUAGUGAACUUCAACAAAAACAUCAAGUGGAAGCAAUGCAAGGCUUACAAAAUCAAACAAAAGAAAUUACAGAUCCAAAAUUAAUUCAAGAAUUAGAAACAACACGUAAGCAAUUAUUUGAUGAAAAUGAAAAUUGUGAGAUUCAUAUACUACGCGCACAUGUAAACACGAAAAAUAAGCACGAUGAUUUAACUUUAAUGGAUUAUACAAAAGCAUUAACUAUACAAAAGAGACAAUUACCUAGUGAUCAUCCAGAUAUUGGACGUACAUUAUUUCAAAUGGGACAUUGUUAUGUUGCAUUAAAAAUGUUUGAUAAAGGGUUAGAAUUCAUGCAGCAAGCAUUAGAAAUACUUCAAAAAUCAUUACCAGAAAAUCAUCAAGAUUUGGCGUUAACUUAUAGUAGUCUUGGUUCAGUUUAUACAAUACUGAUGAAGAAUGAUGUGGCAUUAGAACAUUUUAUAAAAGCACGUGAAAUCCAUCAUGCAUCUGGGAGACCUGAUCAACUUGAUCUUUGGAUAGUUGAAACAUCAAUCAAACGUAUAGAAAAUAGUGGCAGUAGCAGUACAUCAACAUCUUAG